AUGUGCUUUGUUAUUCAAUUAAAACGAACUAUGGUUAAGAAAUCUGGCACGUCAUUGUCGAACAUCUGUCUAAUUACUAUUCUCUAUACGUUAGAAGGAUUAAACAUUGGACUAGUGAUGAGUAUUCCGUUGUUUUUAAUUUAUUAUGGUGCAACGUGGAAAGAUCGCGGGACGUUUAAUUUUACGUUUUAUCCAUUUUCGAUGAAGUUACUUUGGGCACCGCUGGUCGAUGUUUUUUAUAUUAAACGUUUCGGAAGACGAAAAUCAUGGAUAGUACCAAUUCAAUUAAUCAUAGCUGUUGUUCUGUUGAUCGCUUCGUUUUUCAUCGAAUCGCUAGUCAUCCAGAAUCACGUUCUAACUCUGACAAUUAUUUUCUUUAUUGUGGUUUUUCUCACUGCGACUGAUGAUGUUUGUAUUGACGGAUUCGCAAUAACUUUGUUCGCGGCGACUAAUCCGCAAUGGGCCUCGACGAGUCAAGGUAUAGGACAAACGUUUGGUCGAUUUCUUGGUUCGUCGUUUCUGUUGACAUUGGAAUCAGCGAAUUUUACGAAUAAAUUUAUUCGCGCACCGCUUUCACUGCCAUCGCAAACAUCAGGCUUGUUCUCUCUUGCACAAUUCGUACGUGUCGUCGCUGUCAUUUUCGUAUUUGUUACUGUCUGUGUGAUAUUUGUUCGUGAAAAACAAGAAACAGUUCACGCAGAUGACCAUAAAGCCAGUGAUCUUUCUUUGACAAAAGUCUAUCAUUCCAUCCUCAAAUUAUUGAAAAAGAAAUGUAUUCAACAGUUAGCUAUCAUCAUGUUACUUUUACCGAUUCCUUUUGUACCAUUUCAAGCGAUGAGUAAUUUAGCACUGAUAAGUCAUGGUGUACCGAGAGACAAUCUGGCUCUUGUCAAUAUUCCAGUCACUCUGAUCACAGUAUUUGUACCUCUGAUUAUCCGUCGUACCAAACGACCUCUUCUCUGGCUGAUUAAAAUGUAUAUACUGAACCUUCUUAUUGCCAUUCCAGUUUCUGUUUAUAUUCAUUUUACCGAUAAAAUGCUCGCUUCGGGUUAUUACUAUCCGAUACUUAUUCUACUUCUGUCAAUCAGUGACUUUAUUAAGACCUUAAUAUCGGCUGCUUGUGUCGGAUUCUUUGCUUCAAUCUGUGAACCGCGUAUUGGUGGUACUUACAUGACAUUCCUUGUCACGAUCAGUAAUCUAGGCGCUGCUAUCAACUCCUCCAUAGUUCUCUACGUAUCGAACUGGUUACCGAAGAAAUACGAUUACCUUAUUGCAACAUGUGCGUGUGAAGUUCUCGGCAUCUUGUUGCUCGUUUUCGUCUAUCGAGUAUUAAUACGAUUGCAAGAUCUACCUGCUCACAAGUGGUACACAACGAAACAAAUUAACGCUGUUGAGAAUAAAUUAGAAGACCUCGGUCCAAGCGAUCCUAAGCAAUCGUUCAUUUCGGAAAGAGAAAUACAGUAG
Molecule: messenger RNA, 1464 nt
Organism: Adineta ricciae
Lineage: Eukaryota; Metazoa; Rotifera; Eurotatoria; Adinetida; Adinetidae
Source: the annotation of a GenBank genome assembly